Messenger RNA from Dioscorea cayenensis subsp. rotundata (Guinea yam), 576 nucleotides. RefSeq lists its product as uncharacterized. NCBI's taxonomy places the organism in Eukaryota, Viridiplantae, Streptophyta, Magnoliopsida, Dioscoreales, Dioscoreaceae. Bases 1 to 576 code for a protein of 191 amino acids. The transcript has 2 exons. The record is from RefSeq and is a predicted model, not a curated record.
AUGGAAGCAAAGUUUCUAGGUGUAAACACUCGGCUUGAUGAGUUUGGCAUAGUGCUCAGAAAUGUCCAAGCUUCCAUUCAAUCUCUUGAAACCCAAGUCGGACAACUUGCUAAGGCGAACUCUAAAUGGCCACCUGGUAGUUUACCAAGCAAUUCUAAGGAUAACCCAAGGGAACAUUUGAAGGCCAUUACUUUGAGGAACGGGAAGCAAUUGGAGGAAAGGGCUAAAGAGGGCCCAAUUACCACAAAUGAAAAGGUAACCAUUCAGGAAGACCUUAGCCUGACUGAAAAAUUGCCAUACUCGUCAAGGCUUAUGCAAGACAAGGAAGAUGCUAAGUUCAAGAAAUUUCUCAACAUCUUCAAACAACUUCACAUAAACAUUCCUCUUGUUGAAGCCCUUUUACAAAUACCCAAGUAUGCAAAGUUCAUGAAAGAUCUCCUCACCAACAAGAUGAAAUUAGAAGAGUUGGAAACAAUGACUCUCUCUACAAAUUGCUCAGCAGUGAUUCAGAAGAAAUUGUCUAAGAAACUGAUUGAUCCUAACAGUUUUAUUAUUCCUGGUGUGAUUGGGGAAUGA